This is a messenger RNA of Pocillopora meandrina, 795 nucleotides long. The record is from the annotation of a GenBank genome assembly. Lineage: Eukaryota; Metazoa; Cnidaria; Anthozoa; Scleractinia; Pocilloporidae.
AUGGAAACGUGGUUUUGGGUUAUCGCUUGGUUCCUUUCCAUCCUCACAAUGGCUGGAAAUGGAUUUGUCAUCCUCCUCGUCUACAACAAACGUCAGCUUCGUACCAAGACCAACACAUUGAUUGUGUCUUUAGCAGUGGCCGAUUUUUGUGUUGGGAUGAUAGCUCUCCCUUCACGUUUUCUCUGCGGCGUGGAAAAUAAGUGCGUUACCAAUGAAACAGCAAGCUUAAUCAGUACUUAUGUAAGAGUAUUUUUGGUGUACGCAUCUGGGUCAAACUUAUUUAGCGUAGUACUUGAACGCUAUAUCGCCGUGGCGAAACCUCUGAAAUAUUUGACUUUUAUGACAAGCUGCAGAGUCAUUCAAAUGGUUGUUACAUCUUGGGCAAUUCCUUUUCUUUUCAUUCUGACUAUAGCUUCGAUCCGAUUCAAUUUAAUCUUUCGUGUUAGUGGCUUUGUGUAUUUGCUUUUCGAGGUAAUUUUGUGCGUAAUUUUAAUGUUUAGCCUCGCAUCCAUGUUUCUUGCUGUUUACAAGAACUCUGGAAAACGCCGUUUAGCAAAGCAAUUGCAGUUUAAUCAACGCAUGGUCAAAAACAAGACUCACAACAGGUCAGCAGUCACAUGGGUGGCAUUGGUAACGAGCGUGUUUCUUUUGUGUUACGGAUUACUGAUACGUUGUAGUAUAGUAGUUUUAACUGGUCAUCCUUGUAACGAUUUUCACUAUAAAGUACCUCUACAAGUUGUAAACUCUGGAAUAAACCCUAUAGCUUAUGCUUUCUUCAAAAGGGACAUAAAGCAA